AUGGGGGUCGACACCCGCAGACCAGUCCUUCCUGCUCCCACAGAAUCCCUCGUCGAUACCACGGGCGACAGCGCAACGGGCACAGAUCUGGCAACUGACCUUUCUCGCCGCACAGACAAGACGUCGUACUCGAUCCCGGACGACGGUAGCCCCAUCACUGUCUCCACUCGGCGGCAUCGGGAACGAGACGACAAGUCGUCUCGCUCACAACGGGAUUCCCAGACCUCGCUGCUCAUCGAGUACUUCGAAGGUGGGAAAGGCCCCGGCGGAGUGGUUUCCAGACCCAGUGUGCGCGUUCGAGUGACACCCUCGGGCUCAAGAAGACGACACAAGGAUAAAGACCGGAUCCAGAUCACCGAGUCCAGUUCCAGUCGCAAGCCUUCCUACACUCGGCGCAUUUCUCUCACGUCGCCAUCAUCCAAGCAGAAGCAACCAUCCGAGGAAGGCGUGGAUGACCAAAGUGUCAGCUCAAGCAACUCAGCCGAGGAGGAAGGUCAAUCGUCUGAGCACCAUCCGCCCGUCGAAAUCGAGUUCCUCAAUCGCGACCAAGGCAGUGAGCUGUCGGCCAUUUCGCGCGACCCCAGACUCAUAAUGGCUCCCUCGUCAGAUAUUUCCUCCAUGCCCGCGGACAGCAUGCUCGACACCUCAUCUGCUGGUCCCCGCAGGAAGCGCAGCCAGAGCCUUGAGCGCGGCGCGAGCCGCGAGGGCAAAGACUUGCUCAAGACUCCUUCCCGACAACGCAGUCGUAGCCUCAGCAAGGAACGCAUCGCUCAUCGGGUCGCAGAGAAGCUCAGUGGCUCGCCGCAAGAAGUCUCAAGUGGCAAGCACAAGAGCAGGAGCAAGACCAAGAGUGCUGGCAGGGACUACUUGGAGGCUGAGCCUAAGUCGUCUCGACGGAAACGACAUGGAUCCGGCGAAGAAGACAUGAAUAUCACCAGUCCGGAGUCCAGUCUUCUGAGCACUUCGGCGGUUUCUUCCAACCGCAAAUCCGGCGAUCAAUACUCUGUUCGCUCUAACGUUUCAAAAUCGUCCAUCAACAAUCCGAAACUCCUCGAGACCGUCGAAGAUGCAAUUCGACGACUGAUUUUGCCGGAGCUCAAGGAACUCAAGAAGGACCAGAAGGUCAUAUCCAACACGUCCAAAUUUGAGCGCGACAUGACAACGUCCUACUCCUCCACCAGCUCCCGAGAUGAGCUUGGCCGGCGUUUGUCCAAGCACUCCAGUGCGCCGGAUGUCAUGAAGCCCCAACCGAGAGUCGUCCUGAACAAAGAUAGCAAAGAUGAGGGUAUUGUUCUAUCCGGAGAGCCUGUGCAACAGAACAAGGAGCGCAAGUCAAGCAAGAGCAGUGAGACUUCUGAUUCUGCAUGGGUCAAAUGGGGCCGUCCAGAGUUCACCGAACAAGACAAAAUCCGCAGGCAAAAGAGCAAAGGCCUCCGCGAUGCACAUGCCGCUGCUCGUGUGGGCUCGGCUCUGACAGCUGCAUCCCUCAAGAAGCAUGACUCGCAGUCCAGCCUUGGUCAGUCAGAGCAUGGCCGGUCAGAGCGGAAAGAAAGUGGCUCUCGCAAGAGCGUUGAGAACAUCAAUGAGACCGAGCUCGUUUUCCAAAAACAUAACAUCGCACCCAUGCCAAUGCGCAGCGAGAUUGACUCGGAAUUGACAAGGACCUCGCUUCUCUCCGAGCGUACAGAGAGCCCAACAAUCCGCAAGGGACUGUCGCCAGCAGAAACCUCUCGAGGCUCCCCACGACAGGUCGCUUCGCCAACCUCACGCACACCCACCCGUACUCCACUGGAAACGCGACAUGAACUGGGAAUGCGCCAUGGCAAUCAGUCGCACCACAACCUUUCCACGCAUAGCACCUCGGACCGCGACCUGCACCGAAAGAGCCAAUCCCCAGGAGCGGAGGGUGCCGACUGGGCCAUUGCUGCCGCUGCUGCUGCCAAUCUACUCGACGCUGCUCACCCAGGUCAACGAUCUACGCCAGAAAAACAGUAUGAGGCCGGCCGGGCCUUGAGCCCCAUCCAAAGUGUUGCCAGUGACAAUACGGAAACUCAUUUUUCUAAAUACCAAAACAAACACACAGCCGACGUCCAGCGGGACAUGGAACCUCGCUUAUCCAUCGACUCUUUGUCUUCAGCCCCCAGCACUAAUCUCGCUCGAUCCACUCGCCAAGAUGGAUAUAGUCCCAAGAGCCUGAACCACGAUUUCGAUCAUGAACAUGGUCCUGAGCUUGGAUUUGAGCAAUUUCGGCGUGCAUCUGGAGAAGAGGAUCUCUAUGGACCCGAUGAGGAGUCUCGUCUGUCACUUGACAAUGAAGACAGCGAAGUGAAUUUCAUGGACAAGAUCAAGGAAGGCCACCAUGUCACGACUGGUGUAGCUGCCAACCCCCAAUUUGUCCAUCCCGCGGGUGUCGAAUCGAAUGUGGCCUCAUUGAUGGACCCCUCUGUUCUUGAGUCCCAGUCUUCUGGACACCGUUCACAGACCGACUUUGCUGAGCGUGCCGCAAGCCGGAGACCCCCAAAGCGCGGCAGCCCCCUGAAGCAGCGUCAGAAUGCCUCGAGCCCGGAUGAAACAUCUUUCCCCCGGCGUAUGGGUGCCACCUCGCCUCCUCAAAGUGUCACUCAGUCCAUCGAUGACUUGGAUGAAGCGGGCAUGGCAGCAGCUGCUCGAGGCAUGGACAGCCCUGGUGCGGAUGAAGAACGCAGCCAGGAAUCCGAGUCUGAGAUCAACACGAACCCCUCUAUCAUUCAAGGUCCUGCUCAAGGAGCUCAGGAUCACUGGGGGUACAGUUCGAGAUCCCCCGCCGAUCAAGUUCCAUACUACGAGCACGAUCCGAGAGAUGUUGUACCUGAUUCGCAGCACCGAUUCGAUGCUGAAUACCACGAGACUGCUCGCGAUAUCUUUGGUGGUGAUGAUUUUGUCGUUGACCAGCGCGCCGGCCAACUAUUUGGUACGCCUCCCGGAGCCAAGGACGAAGGCUAUGUUUCGGCUGCCAACCCAAUGUCUCCGAGCAUCGGCACCCCCAAGCAAGCGAGCCGUGUGCUUGGAGGCGCUUUUGAAAGCCCUACUGACGAGGACCCCUUCUCCGCUGGUCACCAACGCCACUUCAGCGGUCAUUCCCAUGGAAUGGGCUCGCCUCUUUACGACAGUGCCACUGGUCGCGGUAUCGAUAGGAUUCAGUCCAAGGAUAUUGUUGCUCUUAUGGAUCACCUCACUGUACGCGAUGCCCAGCGCAAUGCCCGCGACACCGAAAUUCUGGUGACUCUUGUCCGCAGCGCUGCUGAAAUGCGUACUUCCUUCGAGCAAAUGAAGAAGUUCAUUGCUCAGCAAGAUGAGUUGAUCAUGGACUCCAGCGACAAGCAGCAUGAGCGAUUUUACAAAGCUCUUGGUGGCCCUCGUCCAUUGCCUCCCAGCAGCUCUCGCACUCGCCAACUGAACACUACAGACAACGAUGACCUGCAAGCCAAGCGGGCGAACAUUUUCAAGCGCGCGCUGAAGGGCCUGAGCGGAAAGUCUGGCAAUGACUUGACCAAGAUUGAAGGAAUGCUGGAACAGCUUCUGGAAGAAGUUGAGGCAUUGCGCACUGGUCAAGAUUUCGUGAGCCCUCGGAGAACAAAUGUCGAUCAAGUUGGGGCAGAAAACAACGGGCAAAGCGGUGCAUCCAUGGGGAGCCGGUCUCCUUACAUAUCCAGCCCCCGACAAACGAAUGCCGAUACUCGUGUCAGCACUGUCCCAGAAGAGGAUGAAGAAGAUGAGGAUAUUGAGAUUGAUGAGAACGAUGCUUACGUGGCUGCUCAUCUGCCCAUCCAACAGCCUCCUCGCCAUGAGAGAGCCGGCUCUCUGCCCCUCAACACAACACCUCGCAAGCCAGUGGCGUCUGGAACCCGGAGCACAGAGACCACCCCCAAGGGCGCCGACAAGGCCCGCAAGCACAAGUCGAGCAGCUCGUCAAUUUUCCCCAAGAUCUCGCGCUGGUCCAAAUCCACUGCGACGUCGAUGGGCGACAACAUCCGUAACAGCAUCCAGCCUAACCGCAAGGAACGCCCGUACUCUGAGAUGUCCCGAUCCGGCUCCGAUCUUGCUCAAGACGCAUACAAGACGAACUACUAUGACCCUGAGGGUGACGACCGUAUCAGAUCGACAUACACACUGGACGAAAUCGACCAGCAGGAAAACCGGCCCCCGUCGCCCUUGGUGCCAUCACAAGUCUCCGAAGCACCCAAGUACCGCGCUCACCGUGGUAGUCUCGACCUGCAGCAUCCUCAGCCGCGUCAAGGCCCAACUGGCCGAUAUCAAAACCAACUCGAGACCCAGGCACAGACUUAUGCCACCCCUGAAUCCCCCUCCUCGGACCAGUGGGGCUCGAAUCCUAGCCUGCCUGCUGUCAACCCCAACCAGCAACGCUUCAGCAAUGGGAGCCGUCUGUCGCCCAUUUCGGAUGCAGGGUAUUCCGAAGCGAGUUCACGCACACCGGGACCACCUCGUCCUCCCAAGCUCAAAGACGAGGGUCCUCUCGUCCCCGAGCGGCCUCCUAAGGUUGCGGAAACUGAGGACCAACAGCAGUAUGGUGACCGCGUCGUAUCUCGGGGCUCUGCCAUGCGCUCCCCUCCUACUCGCAAGCCAACUGGUCCCCGUCCUCUUACCUCCGGCGGCAACUACAGCCCCAGCAAUAUCAAGCGCACUCAAUACCGAGGCAGUCCGAUGCAGAUCGAUUAUGACGACAACUACUGA
This is a messenger RNA of Penicillium argentinense, 4731 nucleotides long. RefSeq lists its product as uncharacterized. The coding region runs from base 1 to 4731 and encodes 1576 amino acids. The transcript has 2 exons. NCBI's taxonomy places the organism in Eukaryota, Fungi, Ascomycota, Eurotiomycetes, Eurotiales, Aspergillaceae. The record is from RefSeq and is a predicted model, not a curated record.